CCAGAUAAGAGGUGCAGUCGGGUCAAGGUAGGCGGAAUGCCAUCGUUCCAUUGCAAUGUUGAUGACUUUGGUCGUACGGCAGAGUUCAUUGAAAGUAUAAAACUUUGGUGCAGGCUCCCAUACUCGGCGAGCAGUGUCGUGGUGGCGUAAGUUUAGGAUCUAUUCUACAAUUUACUUCUACAAGUCAUUACUCAAGAGAGACAUCAUUUGGACACUUUUGGGUUAUAAAUCUUAGCAAGACGGAUACUUCCAAUCGCAAAACAUCUCUCUCUUCCGAAAAAGACCCUACCAAAUCAGCGGCAGACACCAAACCUUCUCUCCCCCCCUCGAAAUCACGUGGCCCAGAUAGCAUCUCUAAUGGCACAUUCGGCGGCCCGGUGAAUAUAGACGAUAUCAUUCUGAGGACCAAUGGCCAUACCACGGCCAUGCGGCGCCAAUUCAGCUCGAUGUCAGCUCCAGGCCUGGGUUUCUCCAUCACCAACUCAUGGGUUGGAUACCUCAGCAACUUCGGACAAAAUCUGAUUUACGGUGGGCCCCAAUCUUGCUUGUUCGGCCUCUUGGCUGCUUUCGUGGCCCAGUUCAUCAUCUCCCUUGGCUUAAGUGAAAUUGCUUCAGCAUUUCCGUCAAGCGGUGGAUAUUUGGUCGGAUGGAUGUCAACGCUGGCUUGGUGGAUCGUCACAUGCUCUGGGACAGCUCUGUUCGCCGCAACUCUUUCAGGAAUGAUGGGCUUUUGGCAUCCUGCUUUCGAAGGAACUCAGUGGCAGAUCUACCUGAUCUAUGUUGGAACGGCAACUGUCACAAUGCUUCCGCUGGUCUUCACGUCUAAGAAGAUUACUUUGACCGUUCAAAUCUCGCUCUAUUCCUCCUUGAUCGGUUUUUUCAUCGUCCUAUGUGUAACCACCCGCAUGCAUAAGCACAUCAUGCCCGCAUCCUUCAUCACACAGUCCGGACUCGGUUCCAGUGGCUGGUCACCAGGGGUCGCCUGGAUCUUAGGAAUCACGAAUGCUAUGUACGCUUUUGGUGGGACCGAUGGAGCAAUUCACAUCAGCGAGGAAAUAUCACAGCCGGGAAGGCGAGUUCCUCAGGUAAUGAUGCUCACGAUCUUAAUAGGCUUGGACACGGCCUUUCCGCUGUUAUUAGCACUGAUCUUCUUCAUGACUGGGUUGGACGCCGUCACUUCGGCCCGACUUCCAAGUUUGGAGCUGAUCAACCAAGCAACUGGUAACGAAGAUAUCACUCUGUUCCUUUUCGCAUACAUUCUGCUUGUAUAUCUAGUCUCCAUACCAUCUCAAUGGAUGACUGGCGGCCGGCUAGCAUGGGCAUUUGCUCGCGAUGUAACCUUCAAUUCCAUCGUAACUUCGGCAGUUCUGUUCCUGGAUAUCACAUAUGUGGUACCGCAGGUGAUCCUGCUGUUCCAGGGCCGGAACAAAUCUCUUCCUCCUCGCUAUCUGGACUUGGGCUGGUUUGGAUACGUUUGUAACGUGUUUUCCGUCCUGUGGAUUGUAAUCCUGGGGGUGUUCAUUUGCAUGCCACCAACGUUGCCAGUGACGGCUGGAUCCAUGAACUACAACUAUGUCGUUCUUGUAGGGAUUCUGGGCAUUGUGCUUGUGUUUUGGUCCAUUGAUGGGCGGAAGAAUUUCAAAGGUCCCAACAUUGACUGGGACAUGAUCAGGGCUCUCAACGCCGCAGGAACAGCGACAGAAGGUCAAAGAUGUUAGAUGAGAUUUCUCAUGGCGCUCGUACAGAGAGAUUUUUGUCUUCUUGUCGAUAAGUAGCGGAGGAAAUGUCACAAUGCCACAUCAUAAAUGACUCCUGGAGUCUAGCUGGUGAUAUGCCUCACGAAUGAAGCAGUCUCUAACUUGGUAAUAGAACGAGCCCGCGAACAGGACUCCCCUUGCAUUAUAAGUGUAAAUGAUAGCCGAGGCACGAUAGAUCCUUGAGGAACAGACUUGGUCGAUCUGGGGAACCUACAAU
Messenger RNA from Colletotrichum godetiae, 1974 nucleotides. Its product is annotated as amino acid permease-domain-containing protein. Gene Ontology annotation, biological process: transmembrane transport. The record is from RefSeq and is a predicted model, not a curated record. Gene Ontology annotation, cellular component: membrane. The transcript has 10 exons. Bases 426 to 1718 code for a protein of 430 amino acids. NCBI's taxonomy places the organism in Eukaryota, Fungi, Ascomycota, Sordariomycetes, Glomerellales, Glomerellaceae. Gene Ontology annotation, molecular function: transmembrane transporter activity.